This is a messenger RNA of Haemonchus placei, 603 nucleotides long. Lineage: Eukaryota; Metazoa; Nematoda; Chromadorea; Rhabditida; Trichostrongylidae. The record is from the annotation of a GenBank genome assembly.
AUGAGCAUUUCGUCGAUACCAUAUGAUGAUGGAAAGAAGUAUAAAUGUUGCUGCAGUUUUAUCGGAAUCAAGAAUGGUGCGUAUGGAGUGGCGAUUUUCUAUGCGACAAUGAUUGUCUCUAAUUUGGGAAUUCGACUGGUGAAAUCUAAUGAGGUUCAAUGGAAUUGGCAACUUCUUUUUCUUGUCUCGGAUACGAUUGCGGUAUUAUGCUUAGUGUAUGGUGUGUUGAGAGAGCAGCCUGCGUUUUUACAACCAUUCACCAUCAUUAGCAUGGUUACUGUAAGCUUCUGUGUGCUGCUGACCGCAUUCUACACUUCGGCCGUUAUUGAUCCGACGUCGUAUGCCGGAGAACAAAUUGAAAUUCUCCUCGCAGGACAUGUGAAGUCCAUUUCAGAGUAUUUCAAAGUAACCACACGUACAGUAAUCACAUUGGUGGCGUUAUUUGGCGCCCUUGUCUACGGUGUUACAGUCUUCAUACAUAGUUGGUUUAUGGUGAUUGUUGUCCGUUGUGCACAGUAUUUUCGGAAACAACAGUCAGUUACAACAUUAUUUCCUGCACAAAUCAUUAUUCCUGAGCUGUCAAAAAAUGUUGACAAUGGGUAG